AAACUAACUAAAAAAAUUUUAAAAAUCUGAAAUCACUUGAAUUUAACCCACCCCGACUCUGGAGAAGGAGAGCUAAUUCCUUCGGAAAGCGCACUUCGGUAGCGGCCAGUAGACCCCAUGGACGAGAGCGGCCGCCGCCGUCAACAGUGGCGAAAUCAUCCUUCCUCCUCCGCCUCCGCCUCCCCCUCGACCGGGCCUACACGGUUCCGGUCCCAACAAUACUCUUCGAAUCCAACGAAAACCACCCAAUCCUCUAACUUCGUUCCACGCUCCACAACUACCACUGGCACUACCCCUCACAAUACCAGAAAUCCCGGCUAUGUCCCCAGGUGGAAAUCUGUAUCAAAUGCGAAUAAUCAACAAGAAGGAGAAACAGAAGCAGGAGAAGAGGUUGGUUCUAUAGUUGGAACUUGCCCUUUCAUGUGCCCUGAGGGGGAGAGGGCUCAGCGGGAAAGGCUACGAGAUUUAGCUAUUUUUGAAAGGUUAAAUGGAGAUCCUAGGAAAACAUCUCCAGCUUUAGCUGUCAAAAAGUUUUGCAGAACUAUAUCACUGAAGUAUGUCCAAGCGUCAGAUGUGCGGCCCCUCUCAGUAUUGGAAGACACAUUAAAUUACCUUCUAAACCUACUGGACUCUAGUGAAUAUCCUUUUGAAGUGGUUCAUGACUUCAUUUUUGAUAGGACUCGGUCAAUAAGGCAGGAUCUUGGCAUGCAGAAUAUUGUCAAUGAUAGAGCAAUUUGCAUGUAUGAGAAAAUGGUAAAAUUUCAUAUAGUAUCUCACCACAGGCUUCAAAAUUGUGGCAGUUCAAGUAUUUCAUCAUUGCAAUAUCUCAACAUGGAGCAGCUUAUGAAGACUUUGGCAUCUCUUUAUACUCUGUAUGAAGCAAAUCACAGCUCCAACUCUAUUUAUGAGAAUGAAGCUGAGUUCCGUUCAUUUCAUGUGCUUCUUCACCUUGAUUCUAAGAGCCAACAAAGGGAGGAGUCACUGUCUUUUUGGUUUCGUCGUGUACCUUCUCUUGUUAUGAAGUCUAAUGAAAUGCAUUUUGCCCGACAAGUUCUAAGAUUUUAUCGGAUGGGAAUUUAUAGGAGUUUUCUCUGUACUGUAUCUGCUGAGGCAUCAUAUCUACAGUACUGCAUUAUUGAGCCUUAUGUAAAUGAGGUUCGAGCACUGGCUGUUUCUUAUAUAAAUAAUUGUUGCUACAAGCUUCAUCCAUACCCUUUGGAAGACUUGUCCAAACUUUUGAUGAUGAAGGAAUCAGAUAUGGAAUCCUUUUGCCAUGCAUGUGGUCUAAAGACUUUAAGUGAUGAUGGUGGAAAUAAGUUGUUACCCACCAAGCAAACAACGUUCUGCAACCCCAAAGGAAGUUUUCAGAGCUACAGCAUUUUGGGAUUACAGCAAUAUGAGAGGUCUAUAUACUCUUCUGGAAAUUGCAGACAGACCACAGCCUGAGCAUUUCUGAUCAAAUAUUGUUGCUUGCAGUAGAGCGGUAGAUUGGCCAACCUUCCCACUAGUCAUAUAAACUGUUCUUGUACACUCUUGAUAUUUUUUUGUUUUUCACUGCAUACCUUUGUUGUAAAUACUAUGAACUGUGGUAGAUGGGCUAACCUUCCCACUAGUCAUGUAAACCGUCCUUGUACACUCUUGAUGUUAUUUUGUUCUUCACUGCAUAUCUUUGUUGUAAAUACUAUGAACUGUGGCAGACGGGCUAACCUUCCCAGUAGUCAUGUAAACUGUCAUUGUACACUCUUGAUACUAAUUUGUUCUUCACUGCAUAUCUUUGUUGUAAAUACCAUAAACUGUGGUAGAUGGGCUAACCUUCCCACUAGUCAUAUAAA
Molecule: messenger RNA, 1832 nt
Organism: Theobroma umbraticum
Lineage: Eukaryota; Viridiplantae; Streptophyta; Magnoliopsida; Malvales; Malvaceae
Gene: SAC3C
Product: SAC3/GANP/Nin1/mts3/eIF-3 p25 family
Biological process (GO): mRNA export from nucleus
Cellular component (GO): cytoplasm; nucleus; transcription export complex 2
Source: RefSeq, a predicted model, not a curated record